Molecule: messenger RNA, 430 nt
Organism: Thamnophis sirtalis
Lineage: Eukaryota; Metazoa; Chordata; Lepidosauria; Squamata; Natricidae
Source: RefSeq, a predicted model, not a curated record
UAUCUAAGAUUUUUGGUUUUGAAUGCAGUCGUUUAUGUAGUGUGGCUUUUCCUACUUAGUCAAAGAAAAGAGGUCUGAGCGUUGAAGAGAAGAGAACUCGAAUGAUGGAAAUCUUUUUUGAAACAGAACACAUUACAAAACAAACUGUUUUCUUCUCACUUUUUUGGUAUCAGAAAGAUGUAUUUCAAUUAAAGGAUAUUGAGAAAAUUGCUUCGAAAGAAAAAGGAAUAACAUCUAUGUCAGUAAAGGAUAUCUUACAAAGCUUAGUUGAUGAUGGUAUGGUAGACACUGAUAGGAUUGGAACGUCAAAUUAUUUUUGGGCCUUCCCAAGUAAAGCAUUGCACACAAGAAAAUGUAAACUGGAAGAACUGCAGAAUCAGCUUCUGACAGAGGUGCCUGGCCGAACAUAGGAUCAGCUUUCUUACACAGG